AUGCUUCGCAUCUGUUGCUGCCGGACGGUCUGCGAAUCGUGCCAGGACAAGAUCGGCACCGGCGCGUGUCCCCUCUGUCGUUUACCGUGCCCAAAAAACGAGGCGGAAGACCUCGCGCGUCUGCGCCGGCAUGUGGAGAACGAAGUGCCUGAAGCGAUUACGCAUUUGGGAGACUCGUACCAGGAAGGUUGGUACGGCCUCGUGAAAUCCGAUAAGAAAGCCGCGAAAAUUUGGAAGCGCGCCGUGGAGCUCGGAGACGUGGAGGCGAUGGUAUCUCUUGGGGAAUUGCACCAGCGUGGAAGUGCCGUCAAGCUGGACAAAGAGAAGGCGGAGCGGCUGUUUCGCAUGGCCGCAGACCGGGGCGACGCGUGCGCGCAAUCAAGUUUAGGGCUUUUACUUCACUCUGAGGAGAAACAUGAAGAAGCAUUCCGGUACGUCGCGCUCGCGGCGGAUCAAGGCAGAACCUCUGCAGAGUCCAACCUUGGCGUUUGUUACAGGGACGGAGAAGGCACGGAAGUCGACCUCGGCAAAGCCAGAUACUGGUUCGAGCGCGCCGCUGCCAAGGGCUCCGAGCAAGCGACAAAGAACCUCGCGCGCCUCGACGCGCAAAAAGCCGCGAAGAUUUAUCGGCGCGCCGUGGAGCUCGGCGACGUGGAUGCGAUGAUAUUUCUUGGGGAAUUUUACGAGCAUGGAAGUGGCGUCAAGCUGGACAAGAAGAAGGCGGAGCGGCUGUAUCGCGCGGCCGCAGAUCGGGGCGACGCGGCCGCGCAAAACAAUUCAGGGAUUUUACUUUACCAUGAGAAGAAAUUUGAAGAAGCGUUCCGGUACGUCGCGCUCGCGGCGGAUCAAGGUUUAACCGCCGGAGAGAAUAGCCUUGGCGUUGCGUACCAUCAGGGGUUGUUUGGCCUCGUGACAUCCGAUAAGAAAGCCGCGAAAAUCUGGAAGCGCGCCGUGGAGCUCGGAAGCGUGGAGGCGAUGACCAAACUUGGGGAAUUGUACGAGAAUGGAAGUGGCGUCAAGCUGGACAAGAAGAAGGCGGAGCGGCUGUAUCGCAUGGCCGCCGACCGGGGCGACGCCCCUGGAGAGAACAACCUUGGCUGCUGUUACCAGCACGGAGAAGGCACGGAAGUCGACCUCGGAAAAGCCAGAUACUGGCUCGAGCGCGCCGCUGCCAAGGGCCACGAAAGAGCUAUAGAGAACCUCGCCGACCUCGACGCGCAAGUAUACUAG
Molecule: messenger RNA, 1230 nt
Organism: Aureococcus anophagefferens
Lineage: Eukaryota; Pelagophyceae; Pelagomonadales; Pelagomonadaceae
Exons: 4
Coding region: 1-1230 (409 amino acids)
Molecular function (GO): protein binding
Source: RefSeq, a predicted model, not a curated record